AUGGGCAACUGCCGUCUGCUAGGCUUUUCCGCAGACGGCAGCUGUCCAAGACUGCUCAUUGCGCCUUCCACGGCAUCGUUGGAACGGCUCCGCAAGAACCGGGGCGUCGUCAGGGCCAGCGUCACACGAACAAUUACGCUCCUGACCGACGAACUUCAGGCCACGGCUCCCGAUGCCGCUCAAGUUGAUUCACACGUUGCAUACCUUACUCAGAAGAACGUCGAGCUCGGCAACCUCAACAAGCAAAUCCUCGACGCCACGGACGAUGACGCUUAUGACGAAGAGUUCGAGGCCGCGGAAGACUACGACCGGAAGGUGUCCUAUGCCGUGUCUCGAGCGCGCUUCUUUCUGCGCGAACACGCCAACACAGCGACGGCAAGGAGGACUUCAAGGCCCGAGGCUACGUUACCGAACCCCGACGUCGCUGGGGCCGGCAGCUCAGCGCAUGCUGAGGUCACUGACGCUGCACCUCGUGUAACAGAGGGGACACCCGGCCCAGCAACCGCGCCGCGUCAUCGCACAGUGGUCCUGCCGAAACUUCAGAUACCUACCUUUUCCGGCGCACUGCACGACUGGCAGACCUUCUGGGACCACUUCAGUGCCACGAUCCAUCGUAAUGAAGACCUUCUGCCGAUUGAGAAAUUUAAGUACCUCCUCUCGUAUUUGAGUGGUGCCGCGAAGAGAGCCAUCGAAGGCAUUAGACUCACGGAGGACAAUUAUGCGAUCGCAAUCAGGACCUUGACGGAGCGAUUUGGUCGACGCGGCUUGCUCAUCAACGAGCACAUCGACCACCUGCUCGCCUUACCACCAGUCAAGUCUUCGGCAGAUGUCGACACACUUCGCCUACUCUAG
Messenger RNA from Rhipicephalus sanguineus (brown dog tick), 852 nucleotides. RefSeq lists its product as uncharacterized. The transcript is spliced from 2 exons. Lineage: Eukaryota; Metazoa; Arthropoda; Arachnida; Ixodida; Ixodidae. The record is from RefSeq and is a predicted model, not a curated record. Bases 1 to 852 code for a protein of 283 amino acids.